This is a messenger RNA of Eutrema salsugineum, 1358 nucleotides long. Its product is annotated as hydroxyproline O-arabinosyltransferase 1. Bases 96 to 1211 code for a protein of 371 amino acids. Gene Ontology annotation, molecular function: glycosyltransferase activity. The transcript has 8 exons. NCBI's taxonomy places the organism in Eukaryota, Viridiplantae, Streptophyta, Magnoliopsida, Brassicales, Brassicaceae. The record is from RefSeq and is a predicted model, not a curated record.
UUCUUCAUCACCAACUACUAGAGAGAAGAAGAGGAAGAAGAAGACGACGACUUUGAAGAACUGAUUUCAUCUUCGUUCUCCAAAUCUCUCUCUCGAUGGGUUGCGGUGGAACUCUGUUCUACCCACUUCUGAUAACACUCUCCGUUGCUCUCAUCACUUACAACAUCAUCAUCUCCGCUAAUGCUCCUCUCAAGCAAGGUUUCCCCGGGCGAUCUUCUUCUUCUUACUCCUACUCCGACGAUAUCUCCGGUGAUCCAGUCAUCGAAUUGCCACGUGGAGGAUCCAGAAUCCGCGGGAACGAGAGGAAGAGGAGGCUGUUCCACACGGCCGUGACGGCUUCUGACUCCGUCUACAACACGUGGCAAUGCAGAGUUAUGUACUACUGGUUCAAAAAGGUUAAGGAUUCCGCUGGACCCGGCUCUGAGAUGGGUGGGUUUACCCGGAUCUUGCAUUCCGGUAAACCGGAUAAGUAUAUGGAUGAGAUUCCUACUUUCGUUGCUCAACCUUUACCCUCUGGGAUGGAUCAGGGUUAUGUAGUACUAAACAGGCCUUGGGCAUUUGUACAGUGGCUUCAACAAACUGACAUUAAAGAAGAUUAUAUUCUGAUGUCUGAGCCUGAUCACAUAAUUGUCAAACCUAUACCAAACUUAGCUAAAGAUGGGCUUGGAGCUGCGUUUCCUUUCUUUUACAUCGAACCGAAAAAGUAUGAGAAAGUGUUGAGGAAGUAUUAUCCAGAAGAGAGAGGACCUGUGACCAACAUCGACCCGAUAGGAAACUCUCCUGUCAUUGUGGGAAAGGAAGCUUUGAAGAAGAUUGCUCCAACUUGGAUGAAUGUUUCUUUGGCUAUGAAGAAGGAUCCUGAAGCAGACAAGGCUUUUGGAUGGGUUCUUGAAAUGUAUGCUUAUGCUGUCUCGUCUGCACUUCACGGUGUUAGCAAUAUUCUACACAAAGACUUCAUGAUUCAGCCUCCAUGGGAUACAGAGGUUGGUGACAAGUACAUAAUACACUACACUUAUGGAUGUGACUUUGAUAUGAAGGGUCACCUAACCUAUGGGAAGAAAGGGGAAUGGAGAUUUGACAAAAGAUCGUAUGAUAGCUCACCACCGCCUAGAAACCUUACAAUGCCACCACCUGGUGUUCCACAGAGUGUGGUAACAUUAGUGAAGAUGGUGAACGAAGCCACGGCAAACAUUCCAAACUGGGGAUCAUAGAGAGGGAUCGAGAGAGAGAGAGGAACAGUUUAUAUUUAAUAGAUAUCUAUCUAUAUAUGUUGCCCAUUUCUCUUCAAACAUACAUUGUGGCUUCGUUUGUAAAAAUAUAUAGCUUUUUUAAACAAACCUUCUCUGCUGUUUCUACUA